UCUAAUUGUAGUACAAAUUUUUUUUUUAGGUAUUUAAAACUGAAAAAAAAAAUUUGCCAUCUCUCUCUCUCUAUUUAUUUAUUUAUUUUGUCUUUAUUAUGUCAUACGACAAUGGCUGGCAAGACGAGCAACAGCAACCCCCACCAUUACCAAACAUAUUUAAUCGACUAGGCCGAUCUGCUGCUCAUAUGUCUCCAGCCUUAAACGACCAGCACCCAUCCCCACCUGUUAAUACAGGCUUCAAAAUUGCACGCCAUUACAAUAAUUCUCACUAUGUUAAUAACAGCAAUAAUAAAAACGCUUAUUCUAAUAGCAACAAUACGAAUAAUUACUAUUAUUACAAUGGCAAAUCGCAUCCUAUUGAAGACGGCUAUCAUCCUUCACAAGCACCACCAUUAUCACGGCAACCAAUUCAGAGUUCUGGCCAACCUGACUAUAUCAAAAUUAUUCAGCAGCAAGAUAUGAGCGCCAAUGGUUUUUAUAGAUCAGAAAACACUAAUUCUAGUACAAGUUUUACUCCUACGCCUUCAGCUAGUCCUACUCAUCCUGUCUAUUUUAACGGGGCCAAGAAUAACGAUAAUAUCAGAAAUUUUAAUAAUAAUAAUAGCAGCAAUAAUGGCAACAGCCUUCCUGCUUCUCCUGCUACUUCUGUCUCUUCUUCACCGGGCUUUAGUUUUGUUAAAAACAAUGAUUUACCUAAAGAGCCUCAACAAGUGAAUCAGCGUUCUUCUUUUAGUUUUGUUCGAAGUAAUGCGCCUGCUUCUUAUCCUUAUUAUAUGGACCAACAAGCCCAUGUCAUAAAUCACACGCCGCCUCCUACUGCCCCCGCGUCUUUGCCGCCCGUGCCUAGCAAUGUUUCUGAUGCCAAUAUGCCUGCCCAAAAAACGCAUCAAGCUACUCAAAAGCCAGCAUCACCUCAAAAACCAAAGCAGGCUCAAAAGCAAAAGCAAGUUCAAAAACCAAUGCAGGCUCAACAACAUGAGUUUCCCACCAAUCAUUCCGAAAACAAAGAGCGUGAUAAAAUUGCUAAAAACAUUCAGAUCACCGCCUCACGCCUCUUGACCGAUAAGACAGAUCAGCAUGGAACGCCGUCUAAUGACGGGCAUGUAUCAGCUGGUAGAGAUGGAAGUGACACUCAACCUGUCAGCAGAAAGGUUGUUUUGACGAGUACCAAGCGUGAAUCAAGCCGUGAAAGAUCUCCUUCUCAAGCCAAGAGAGUCAAACGUUCACCUUCACCUGUGUACAGAAAGCACCCUUCUCCUUCCCCUAGUUUUAAUAGUGAUCGCAGUGAUGAGUAUCGUGUUCGAUACAAUGGUGAUAUGAAGAGGUACAAUCGGUCACCCUCUCCGUCUCCUUAUCGUCGUUCUCGUCAAAGGCGUACAAGUAUCUCACCUUUUAGAAGAGCGCUUUCUCCUGGAUCAAGUAGUGAUGAAGAAAAGGCACCUUUCCUUCGAAAUCAGCCUGAUCAUUAUACCCCUGAUUACAAUCGAAGACCUUUACCUCGCCAAUACAGAAUCGAAAGAAAUAAUAGACCUCCUGUACCAAAAAGACCUGUUGAACCAAACAAACCAUCCAAUGUUGUACCAGCAUCUAAAAACACUGUAUCAGUGUCUAAAACGAUCAAGAAAGGAUCUGAACCAUCUGCUCAAGAAAAGCCUAGUGCUCAGAAUAAUUCUAAUAACAAUAAGCAACAACAGCCCAAGUUGAAGGAUUUCAGAAAUCAUCCACCUUUGACUCCUGUCAGGUCUCACAACUGUGUUUUGAUAAACCCAAAGACUACUGCGGUACAACCACCUGUUGCUAAAAAAGACAAUGUCAAUAAAGUAUCUACUGCUACUACUGCUACUACUGCUAAGCCAGCCUCUACUGCCAAGACUGCAUCCACAACUAAGGCUACACCUGCUAGUAAGCCCUAUACUGAUACACCUGCUAGUACACCUUCUACUGGCGCUGCAUCUGUUAGUAAGCCUACUUCUGAUGUGCCUACCAGUAAGCCCGCUAAGGCUGCACCCGCUAACAAGCCCGCUACUGCUGUUUACAAGCCUGAUUCUGUCGCUCAUAAAAUGAUUACUGCUCAAAAUGCCAUUAUCAAGCCUUCCAAUACCACUCCUAUUGACGUUGAUACCAUUUUGAAACCUAGUACAAAUGGCGUAUCUACUGAAAAGGAGUUGCCGGCAAAGGCUGAGUCUGUUCCCUUGAAUGAAAUUUUACCUCGAUCAGCAAGAGCCAAACCUGCUCCUUUGUCUACGUCUUCAAAGAAGAAUAAGGCGAUGGAAAUUCGCGGUUCUAGCGAUUUAGGUAAUCUAUCUAAGGAACAUUCUAUCGCACAAGCAGACACUCCUUCUGUUCUGGAGAAUGGUGCUGUUACUAGUAAUCAUGUUAUGCAGCAAAUUUCAAACCAUACUACUGUGAAAAAACCACAAGUUCCUCGUACCUUUUCAGAUAAAUCAUCUUUUCAACCCACUACACAUCAACUUGAUGCAAAUAGCAAUACGCAUCAAGAACAACAACAGCAGCAGCAGCAGCAGCAGCAGCAGCAUGAAGGACAAGGUCAACAAGGUAAAGAACGACAAGAUCAAGUCCAGCAUGAACAAGGUCAGCAAAAACAAUCACAAAUUCAACCCAAGGCCCAACAAGCUCAAGAAGGCGAUUUAUCAAAUGACAAGCAACAGCAAGAAAAACAAGCACAAAAGCCUACACCAGAACAACUGAAGGCUGCAAAAAAAGCUGCUUUGGAGAAACGAAAAGAGGAAGAACGACUUUAUCAAUUACGUUUGCGUCAAUUGGCUAUCGAUGAUCGAGAUGAUAUUGUUAUGGAUGUGAUGCCUCCUAAUACAUUUGAUGCGUCGGUACAGGAAGACGUUGAAGUAAAUAACACGGACAAAAUGGAAAAGAUAAAUGAAGAUGCAAACAUGACUGAAGCUCUUCCAAUCGUACAGGCUGAGCAAGUUGACCAUCAACAAGAACAAGUAGUCGAGAGCCAAGACCAAAAAGAAGCCAAGAAGCGAGAGUCAGAAAAGGCUGUACAAGAAAUCAAUGACCAAUUACAACAAGAUCAAUCAGAUAGACUCACAAGCAUUAUCGUUAGCACGACCAAUUUGUUUAGUGAAUCACUAGCUGAAUUCCAGAAAGAUCAAGAAUCAAUUUUGAGUAGUUUUGCUUCUUCCAUUUCAGCUUCAAAAUAUAAGAAUACUUUUAAAACUCAAGAUACCAUAAUGACUGAAGCACCUAGCCAACAGCAAAGCAAAACAAAUGCCAACACUCUUUCAGUUACCAAAGACAAUAUCACUAGUUUAAACAAUAAUAGCCAGCUAUAUGCUCCUGAUGCUCUUCCAGUUCCCACUGUUCCUAUUGUCUCUUCUGUUACUUCUCUUCCUGUUGUUCCUCCCAGCACUCCUGUUCCUACUCCCGCUAAGAAAAGAAGAGGAAGAUUGCCUCGUCCUUGGAAAGUUGUUUUGUCUGAUGACGGUGACAUGUUUUAUUAUAACCCUGUGACAGGUGAACAAUCGUCUGUUAGACCUGAAUAAUUUGUUUUUACCCAUCAAUUCGAUUUACACUGUACGUAUAAUAAAUUUUAUUCUGUAGUUUUUUCUUUUCUUUCUUUGCUCG
This is a messenger RNA of Gilbertella persicaria, 3609 nucleotides long. RefSeq lists its product as uncharacterized. The annotation marks the transcript as partial. Gene Ontology annotation, molecular function: protein binding. NCBI's taxonomy places the organism in Eukaryota, Fungi, Mucoromycota, Mucoromycetes, Mucorales, Choanephoraceae. The transcript has a single exon. The record is from RefSeq and is a predicted model, not a curated record.